Molecule: messenger RNA, 2232 nt
Organism: Annulohypoxylon maeteangense
Lineage: Eukaryota; Fungi; Ascomycota; Sordariomycetes; Xylariales; Hypoxylaceae
Exons: 3
Coding region: 192-1523 (443 amino acids)
Biological process (GO): regulation of DNA-templated transcription
Cellular component (GO): nucleus
Molecular function (GO): DNA-binding transcription factor activity, RNA polymerase II-specific; zinc ion binding; transcription cis-regulatory region binding
Source: RefSeq, a predicted model, not a curated record
GGGCGGCAUUGCUACAUGUAGGUACGAAUACGUUAUAAGGCAAUCGGACUUCAAUCACACCGUCCUAGUCCGAUUACAUGAUGGAAAUUCCCCCUUUCCAUUCAUUCUAGAUCCUGCCAAAUUAACUAUCUCUACUUCGUAUAAAUCAUUUUAGCUAAAUCCCAAUUGUUGACCUGGCAAAUGUCGCGAACAUGGCCACGGCUCCCCACCCGAGAUCCAGUCUACGACGUACUGCCUGUGACCGAUGUCGGCAUUCGAAAUUGAAAUGUUUCCGUGACGAGAACCAGCGGAAAUGCGCUCGCUGCUUACGACUCGAGCUGCGCUGUGAAGUUGCGCCAGCCAAACCUCCGGGACGGCCUCGAAAAGCACCUCCUUUAGCACCUGCCGUAGUAGCUGAGUCAACAGACAAUAUAGAUGUUAUAUCCCCACAAUUUCUAGAAAACGGGACGCAAAGUUCCGCGGACGAAGAACCACAGUACAGUCUGUCGCAGACUCAGAACCCUGACGGCCUUGAGCCGGGGGCGUUCGGCCAGACUCCACUAGCAUCACACAAUAACAUCAACGGCUUCAUCCUAGCGCUUAUGCCGCCGAUCCCCGAUCUAAAAGCGCCCGAGUGGUACGAAACAAGCCGCUUCGACGCGGGCUUUGCUCCGAGCAGGGACCCGCUAGAAGUACACAGUCUCUUCACCGUGAAGCUCGAUCGACAAGAAUGUCUCAAAGAGCUCUCGCAACUAAACGUCGACCUAGACGUCCUAGUCCAAGCAGUGAAGAAAUUAGAAGACGACGGAAAACUCAACUUCGCCGCCUUCUGCUCGCACUUCCCCCCACCCGCCGGCGACGGCGUCUCCUUCGCCGAGAAAUUCCUCAUCAUGUCGCAGCGGUUCCAGCAAGCCAUCACGAAUCUCAGCUGGGUUGUGAAAAACGACCCAAAGCCGUUGCAAAACACAACAUCCAUUAUCGGCGACAGCGACCUCCCCCUCGAUCCUCUCCUCAACAUCACCGGACCCCUCCCAACGCCCCUAACCCAGCACGAGGAAACCUCCCCGCCAACCCCUGAAAACAGGACUUACGACCAAGGCGAGCUCCUCGAAACGCCAUUCGCCUGCCUCCUCGUAAGCUGCUACGUGCAGCUCAUCAUGCUCUGGGAGAAAAUGUGGUUCCACGUGCGAAAACGCACGAGCGGGAGCGACCUCUCCGAACUAACGCUGUCCGACCCAAGCAAAGGGGUACAAAUGGGGGCCUUCUACAUCUUCAGCGGGCGUCUACAGAGCAUGUUCUUCUGCCAAGCAGUGCUGUACUUCCUAGACAACAUCGACCGGGGGUUAAGCAUCCACCCUGAACAGCGGGCGCAAGGGGUCCGCGGGCUGUUAUCGCGCUCGCAGCACUUCGAGCUGCUGCAGCGGGAGCUCGGCGGGGAGGUUAGUGCGGGGGAGAGCGAGCGGGUGAGGGUGUUGAAGGAGACGGUUGAGAAGACGAGGGUGUUCACGCUGAAUGAUGUGGGGUGUUCGCUGUUCCGCUCUUGAUUUGGCGAGAGCGACCACGUCUAGGCUUGUCUCGCUUAGGACAGGCUUCGCUUUGCGGGAUACUCUGCGAAGCUUCCUUCGAGACGUAGCCAGAUCGGCAUGUCUAUAAUUCUCGUCGGCGAAUCCAAGAUCUUCGGUCGUUCCCCGGGGCGAAGAACCGAGACUAGACCGAGUUUCCCACCGGUCGAGGAACACGACUCCUCGAAUGAACAGGCAUUAUAUAUUGCCGUCCGGCUAAUAUUAUGCGAGGUUAUACGUGCGGAAAGGACUGUGAGCAACACCGUCGUUAUUAGACGUGGCAGUAGACGAUACACUCUGCCUUGGGUUGAUAAUAGAUAUGCGGGUACUCUUCUCGCUUCUACAGGGUUGAUUGAGGAUAAAGGAGAGAUCUACGAUUCAAGUUAGCGAAGUAGAUCGAUGAGUUAAGGAGGUUAAGUAUAUCGGGCGAUAUGAUCCUAUCCUUUCAACACUCUUCUCUCUCGGCCAAGCGAACUCCACUAUCUGUGAUACCCCCCGACUCAUUCAUGAGGUCAGAGGAAUAUUACUUAGAUGAUAUUAUGAGGUUAAGAAUAGGAGAGAAAAAAGAAAAGCAAGCGUUUCAAAUGUACAAUAUUAAAUAUAACCAGUGUCAAGAAGCAAUUCAGGGGCCCUGUCCCUACGCGGGGUUGAGCCUCUUAUGACAUAACACUACCAAAAUUAAAAAAUUAUU